GAUAUACCGCCGAGCUUCUUCAUGGCAGGGAAUUAGGUAUAUUCUCGACUUGCCACCCCACACCGGCAAGAAAAGUAUUUUAACAAUGCGCUAUUUAUCAUUUUGACGACCACCUGAGAGUACAGUCAAGGGUCUUGGUGAUGGGAGAAGUAAACUGCUUCUCGCAAAGAGUAGUUAAGGUGUGGAACGUACUAUGUGGAAGUAUGGUGGAGGCAAGUUUAAUCGAAGCACUCAAGGGCAUUGGAAGAUAUUUUGGAUGGAAAUAAUGUGCAUUGGAAUGGGGAAAAGCUAAUGAUGCUCAUUUAAAAAAGGACAUGGUGGGCAGAAUGGAUCCCUACGUCAUAACACUGCUGUGAUAGUCUACCAUCUUAUUCGAAAAUUCGGCACUUCUGACAAUGCAGCAUUCUUCCAGUACAACACAACAGGAGAAACCUCAAAGGGAGGCAUAAGACUGGAUGAGGAAGGUUGAAAGGAUCAGGAGGGAAGAUGAUUUUGACUUUCACAAGGAUGCUGAAACAGAACCAAGUUAUUUUUUCCCUCUUCCCUCUGCAUACAGUUCCCUGUUAAGCUUUCAGUGGAUUCUAAAAUUGUCAAGCUGCUUAUCCUUAUUUUGUUGCCACAUUUUUCUGAAUUCGUUAGCACCCGCUUUAUGCCUUUAAUUUGAGGCUGUUCACUACCUGCAUUGUUCCACCUAGUCCAAUGACAAUUGACAUGAGUCAAUCCUUCUCCUGUCAUGGUUACAAACACGCAUAAUUUCAAGUCUGUCCUAGUCAUAAAAUCAUGUAGCACAGACAGCAGCCAUUAUUUUCAUUUGGUUUGUGUCUACUGUUUGAAAGAGCUAAACAAUUUGUGCCUCCCAAAGCCGUGCAAAUUUUUCCCCUUCAAGAAUUUGUACAUUUACCCUUUGUAAACAUUUAUAGUUAAAGGUGAUUCCAUCACCCUUUUUAGGUACUGCAUACCAAAAUCAUCAGGAAUUGUCUGUAGCUGGCAUGGUAUAAUCCACCAAUUAUAGCUCAAUGUUAACUUCACAAAAUGGAACAAAAUAACAUUCCAAGAACCCAUAGAGUGUUUUUCUUUGACAUACAGGGUCAGCUUCCCACUUCUGUAAGGUUACCUCUGGUGUUCCCCAAGGAUCCUGGCCCCUUCCUAUUUCCUGUUUCUAUGAUGCCUUGGGUUCCACAUGUAUGUUGACAACACUCCAUAGCAAGGUUCCCCUUACAAUAAUAUGAUAAUGACCGGAUAUUUUGUUUUAGUGAUUUUGAUUCAAGGAUUAAAAUUUAAGCUAAGACACCAGGUGUACUCUCCUGCUCUUCUUCAAAAGUGUUUCAUGCAAUAUUUUACAUCUGUUUAACAGAGCAGAUGCAGCCUCAAUUUAGUGUCUCAUUUGAAAGCAGCACUUCUGACUGUGAAACAGUCCUCCAGUAAUGCAUUGGAAUAGAAAUCUUAUUGAGAAUUAUGAGGUUGGAGAAGAUUGCAAAGAUCAGAUGGGGAAGGCUACAGAGGGAUUUCAACACCCCAUAGACAGUAUUGGCAUUGGAAGUCUGAGAUUUGAGAGGAAUUCAGCUGUUAUUGUAGAGUAAAAUUAUGUAUGUUUUAUGAUGGAGAAGGUUUGGAAGCUCAACUCAGGAUCAAACACAAAGAUUACAGCUUUGGUGAAAGGAACAGGAAAAUAUUUGACUAAAUGAACAAGGUGAAGGAACAGCAGUAGAAGCAGGUGAACACAUAACAGCUAUCUCUGAUGACAAUCCACGUUUAAUUUUUUUUUGUUGGAGUUGAAUUGGGUAAAGGCAAUUUUAGCAAAAUUAUUCAUUACAGGAAGAUGAGUUUACAUAGGUUUAUGUUGGAACUGUGGGAUGAGUAAUGGUCAGUUUUAGUAGACGGUGUGGAGCCUAAUAAAUGUUUGAUGUUCUCCAGCCAGGUUUGCAGAUGGAUUAUGAAGCCUAUUGUAUGGUAAAUAUGCUCAAUUUUCCAAUCCUAAUGCUUAAGGGGGCAUCCAGUUCAUGACAAAUGUCAAGGAUAAGACACAAUGAGUGUUCUGUAGGAAUCAAGACCUGUGAGCGAGUGUCCAUCAAAAUCAACAGUUGCUAAGGCGAUAUGAAUCAGAGUUCCCAGAAGUAAUGGGUAGAAGGGAUUUCAUAUAAGGUAGGUUUGAGAACAAUCCCUGGCAUGAUUCUAACUCUCCUGAGCUGGUGAUCUCAACUGUAGUGGUAAGGUUUUAUAAUUGUGCUUUAGCUUUGUAGUGGAAAGUGAUAUGAGACCAGGGAGGAAGAUAAAUGGGUUAACCAAGGUGACACAGAAAUGGAUUGGAGACUGCUAAACAGAAGAGACUUUGCCUCAAAAUAUAGAGGAUAUUUUGCUUCAUUGGUGCCUUUUUUUUAAACAGUUCUGUCAACCUUUCUGACCACUUUGAUUGGAUGAGGACACAAUUAACAAAGAAUGGAUGUGAAGAGGAUGAGCCACCAAAGGAAGAGACUUUAAGUUUGAAAGAAAAAUCCACAGGAAACAAAAAGUCUGAUCGAUUUCAUCCAUAUUUAAAAGAGAAGGCGACAAAUGGAGACAAAAAGGGUCAUAACCAGAACAGAGUGUUUAUCAGCAACAUUCCAUAUGAUACUAAGUGGCAAGUGAUUAAAGACCUUAUGCGCGAAAAAGUUGGUGAUGUUAUAUACGUGGAACUCUUUAAGGAUGCUGAAGGAAAGUCAAGGGGUUGUGGAGUUGUUGAGUUCAAAACUGAAGAUUUAGUUUCAAAAGCUCUAGAUGUUAUGAACAAAUACGAUCUUGGUGGAAGACCACUUAAUAUAAAAGAGGAUGCUGAUGGACAGCAUGCCCGCAGGGCGAUGCAGCGUGGAGGUGGUGGAUCGUACCUUGUUGGACCUGGGCCAGAUAUAGGUUCACCGAUUGUUAACUUGCCUCCAAAUCUUGUCAAUAAUCCAAAUAUUCCCCCUGAGGUUCUGACUGCUCUGCAGGCUGGAAGACUUCUACCGACUGUAUUUGUUGCUAAUCUUGACUUUCAAGUAGGUUGGAAGAAGCUGAAAGAAGUAUUUUCCAUGGCUGGGACAGUAAAACGAGCAGAUAUUAAAGAAAACAUGGAUGGCAAGAGUCGUGGAAUAGGCACUGUGAUUUUUGAACAGCCUCUGGAAGCUGUUCAAGCUAUCUCUAUGUUCAAUGGACAACUUUUGUUUGACAGACCAAUGCAUGUGAAAAUGGAUGAUCGAUCCGUUCCACAUGAUGACUUUCGUUCCGUGGAUGACAAAACAUCACAGUUACCUCGUGGGCUUGGAGGUAUUGGAAUGGGUCUUGGACCUGGUGGCCAGCCAAUAGCUGCAAAUCAAAUGAAUAUGAACAGUGCAAUGGGAAAUAUGGGAUCUGGAGGCUGGUCCAUCCAUUCCAAUUCCUCUGGAGGAAUGAACAGAAUGGGAGGAGGAAUGACUGGUCACAGUACUUUCAACAGUGGAAUUGAUCCAAUGAACAAUAUUGGAUAUGGUAGCGGAAACAUGGGGGGCAUGGGAAAUAUGGGUCGAAUGGCAGGUAUGGGUACUGUGGAUGAGUUCAGAGGAAAUAUGGCUGCAGGAAUGGCAAACAUGCCAGGAAUGGGUGGAAAUAUGAGAGCAAUGGGCAACAACAUGAGUGCCAUUGGAGGGAUGGGAAGCAGUGUAGCUGGAAUGGGGAGCAAUGUAGGAGAUCUGUAUCGUGCAGGAAUGGGGUCAACAGGCAUGGGAGGCAAUUUUGAUCGAGAAUUUGCAAGAAGUGAAAUGGGAAUGAACCGAGGCUUUGGGGACUCAUCUGGAGGAAUGGGAGGUGGAAUGGUUGCAGGUCUUGGGGGAAACAUGGGAGGUGGAAUGGGUACUACUGGUAUGGGCCCAAUGGCAUCUGGAUUGGGUGGUGGAAUGCCUGCCAUGAACAAUAUACCAGGAGGCAUGGCGAUAGGUAUGGAACGUAUGGGUUCCAACCUUGACCGAAUGGCAACUGGAAUGGGCGUAGGAAUUGACAGGACUGCGGAAAUGGAACGUGGAUUUGGAGGCUUGAACAGUGGAUCAAUGGGAAGUGGAAGAGACCAUGGAAGUAGUUUCAGAGGCUGCCAGAUUUUUGCAAGAAAUCUUCCGUAUGACCUAACGUGGCAGAAGCUAAAGGAAAAGUUUGGUCAGUGUGGUCACGUUAUGUUUGCUGAAAUAAAAAUGGAAAAUGGCAAAUCCAAGGGUUGUGGGACUGUGCGUUUUGAUUCCCCAGAAGCUGCAGAGAAAGCAUGUAGGAUGAUGAAUGGCACAAAGAUUAAUGGCAGAGAGAUAGAUGUACGCAUGGAUCGCAAUGCACGAAUGAAAACCAUAUGAUGUACAGGAAAAUACAGCAUGUCUGAUUAGCUUUAUUGUUCCACUUUUUGUUUUAUACUGAAAUUAUCUCCAACAGCCUAGUGGAAGCUUGCCUGCUGAGAGCUAUAAAGUAAUUUUAAAGAUUGCCAACCUUUGUAAGUGAACAUUGAGACUGGUGUAUGUUUGUAAUUUCUGUUGUCUAAUUUUUUUAUAUAUAUAUAAACAAUACAUCGCUGGUCACUUCUGUUUGAAUGGAUGAACUGUUUCUAAUAAAAUGUUGUCAGAUUGAA
Chiloscyllium plagiosum (whitespotted bambooshark) is the source of this 4594-nucleotide messenger RNA. Lineage: Eukaryota; Metazoa; Chordata; Chondrichthyes; Orectolobiformes; Hemiscylliidae. The record is from RefSeq and is a predicted model, not a curated record.